Molecule: messenger RNA, 2305 nt
Organism: Xenopus laevis (African clawed frog)
Lineage: Eukaryota; Metazoa; Chordata; Amphibia; Anura; Pipidae
Gene: lrrc40.L
Product: leucine rich repeat containing 40 L homeolog
Exons: 15
Coding region: 47-1864 (605 amino acids)
Cellular component (GO): cytoplasm
Source: RefSeq, marked provisional
GGCUUUGAGUUCUGCAGCAGCGGGAAGGGCAGUUGCUACACUCACUAUGUCUCGAUUCAAGAGAGGAGGGAAAGCUCCGGACCCGCUGUCCGGAUUUCGAGCCCCCAAAGAACAAGAAUCCGCUGUGCCUUUCGGACUAAUCAAGGCGGCGCGGAAGAGCGGCCAGUUAAAUCUAUCAGCUAGAGGCCUGACUGAAGUUCCUGUAAGCGUCUGGAGAAUAAAUGUGGAUACCCCCCCAGAAGCGCAUCAGAAUGUGGAUUUUGGUGGAAGUGACCGAUGGUGGGAACAGACAGAUCUCACUAAGUUAAUUCUUGCUUCAAAUAAACUUCAGGCACUCUCUGAAGACAUCAGUCUUCUCCCUGCUCUUGUUGUGCUAGAUAUACAUGAUAACCAGAUUGCAUCACUCCCUUGUGCUAUAAGAGAACUUACAAACCUCCAAAAGCUAAAUAUCAGUCACAAUAAAAUUAAGCAACUGCCAAAUGAACUACAGCAUUUACAGAACUUGAAGAGCUUUCUUCUUCAGCACAAUCAAUUAGAAGAAUUACCAGACUCAAUCGGACACCUAAGCAUUUUGGAAGAAUUAGAUGUUUCCAACAACUGUUUAAGGAGCGUUUCAAGCAGUGUCGGUCAACUUACUGGUCUUGUUAAAUUUAACCUGUCCUCUAACAAACUGACGGCCCUACCUACAGAAAUUGGAAAAAUGAAAAAUCUCAGACAACUGGAUUGCACUUCUAAUCUCCUGGAAAAUGUUCCUGCAUCAGUUGCAGGAAUGGAAUCUCUGGAACAGCUCUACUUAAGACAAAAUAAACUGACCUAUCUGCCAGAACUCCCCUUCCUCACCAAGCUGAAGGAAUUGCAUGUUGGUAACAAUCAGAUACAAACACUGGGCCCUGAACAUCUACAGAAUUUGAGCUCCUUAAGUGUCUUAGAGCUCAGAUAUAACAAACUGAAGGUCUUGCCUAAAGAAAUAUCAUUGCUAAAAGGAUUAGAGCGACUAGAUCUGAGUAAUAACGAUAUUGGAAGUUUACCUGAUACACUUGGAAGCCUUCCAAAUUUAAAAUCUCUUCAGCUGGACGGCAACCCCUUGAGAGGUAUUCGAAGAGACAUUCUAAAUAAAGGAACGCAAGAACUUCUGAAGUAUUUAAAAGGCAGAGUCCAAACCCCAGAUAUGACAACACAAGAAGCUGCAAACCCUCCUGACACUGCUAUGACUUUGCCAAGUGACUCUGUUAUCAACGCACAUGCUAUUAUGACACUCAAAACACUUGAGUAUUGUGAAAAGCAAGCAUCUCUUAUACCAGAAGCAGUAUUCAAUGCAGCUGCAUCUAGUCCUAUCACAACAGUAAAUUUCAGCAAAAACCAACUAACAGAAGUUCCAGCAAGGAUUGUGGAAAUGAAAGAUUCAGUGUAUGAUGUCAACCUGGGUUUUAACAAAAUCUCUUCAAUUUCUCUAAAUCUUUGUAUGCUUCUGAAAUUAACACACCUUGAUAUGAGAAACAAUGCACUCGCAUCCCUGCCUCCUGAGAUGGAAGCACUGACACGGCUUCAGUCUAUAAUCCUUUCCUUCAACAGGUUUAAGCAUUUUCCAGAUGUUCUUUAUACAAUACCAAAUCUUGAAACUAUUCUUAUAAGCAGCAAUCAGAUUGGAUCAAUAGACCCUAUUCAGCUUAAAAAAAUGACCAAACUGUCCACAUUGGAUCUUCAGAAUAACGACCUACUGCAAAUUCCUCCAGCUCUUGGAAACUGUGAAAGUCUAAGGGCUCUGCAUUUAGAAGGCAACCCAUUCCGUAAUCCACGAGCAACUAUUUUGGCCAAAGGAACUGUGGCAAUUUUAGAAUACUUAAGAAGUCGUAUCCCUACUUGAUUUUUUUUCAUAUGGAAAAAAAUGGAAGCUAGGGUCUCUACUACAUUUGCAGCUGGUGACUGACUUGGGUUAUAAGUGGAAACCUUUUCUAUAUUUAAAAGCAACAUGUUCUGAUUUCUGUGUAGUGAUCAUUUAAUGUAAAAUCUACUUUUUCUUUGAAAUAUUAAAACAAAUAGGCCCAUAUGUUGUAAUGUUAGUAACUAAAUGUAAUCUAAAACAUUUCUGCACUUAUUUACACUUACUAUCCUUCUUAAAACCCUAAAGCACUUAUGUUCAUUGAUAUAUUACGUGAUACUACAAUUCUUCAUGGCUAGUGUGUAAUUCAUUUAAUUUAAUUUAUAGGACAUUUGAUGAUAAUGCAAACGUAAUACAUUGUAAUGGGUUAUAUAAAGAUGGUGAGGUGCCUAAACAAAUGCAUUAAUAAAACAAACUCUUCCCAAA